Branchiostoma floridae (Florida lancelet) is the source of this 2567-nucleotide messenger RNA. RefSeq names its product UDP-glucuronosyltransferase 1-5-like. The transcript is spliced from 4 exons. The coding region runs from base 394 to 1968 and encodes 524 amino acids. The record is from RefSeq and is a predicted model, not a curated record. Lineage: Eukaryota; Metazoa; Chordata; Leptocardii; Amphioxiformes; Branchiostomatidae. Gene Ontology annotation, molecular function: UDP-glycosyltransferase activity.
GCCGAACACGCGUUAAGGGCGUAAGAGACAUGAAUAUAAUUCAUAUCUAUGUCAUUCUUAUUGAUAAUGUGCAAGUGUUUGUUCUCAAAACUAUUCACCCUAUGAAACCAGUAAUUCCAGAGUAUUACGCUAGGAGGCACGACCACCUGUGCAUUUUGGAUUGCCGAGUGUUACGACCUGUCGUGAACCCGUCUAUCCACAUACCUCUAUAAAGUUUGACCACGUAGUAGCAGCGGCAUUUGAUGCGUUGUCUGAUACAAUUAAACAUGAUACCAUGGACUGCAUGGUGCCGUCUGUUUAGUCACGCACGGAUACCCUUUUUGAGGCCUAGGCGGGUUGUCAAAUUCAGGCACUGUCGUUGUGUAUGUGUAAAAGUGUAAAGUGCAGCUAGCCAUGAUGUUUUUCACUCCGUUUAUUUCAGUGACUGUAACGUCGCUGUUUCUCCUAUCCUAUCAGUUUGUUAUUGGAGAGAAAGUCCUUUUAGUACCCGUACCAUUUGCAGACAGCCACUGGCUAGCCCAAUCCAAUUUAGGACGUGCCUUGGUGAACAGAGGCCAUGCUGUUACCGCUGUGAUGUCAGAAGACAGUUUGGCGGAGCGACAAUCUGCAGAGUUUCUGUUCGAGACCUUCGAGGACCGGGGCACACGCGCAAGGCUGAAGGCACUCGAAGACCGCCUGGUCUCCAAUGCUGCAGAGAUGUCUCUUGCGGGCGUGAUACAAGCGGCGAUCAUGCUGUCGCAGGAGAUGAUGAAACACUGUGAUUUCCUGUUGGGGGACAGCAACUUGCUACAGCGGCUGAGAGACUCACGCUACGGUGCUGUGGUUACCGACCCGUUCUUCCCGUGCGGAGCCAUCCUCGCCGCACAUCUCCAGAUCCCUCACGUCGCCCACCUCCGGACAAACGCCUACCGCAUCGACCUCGCGGCCACGGGAGUCCCCCAACCCCCGGCCUACGUGCCGGACUUCCUGCUACCUUUCACCGACCAAAUGACGUUUCUACAAAGGACGCAGAAUGCGGUCGUCUCCGCAAUGAUGUCUCUGUUGUCCCAUUGGAUCCUAAGCAGCAACUUCGACGGUUUAGCUCGUAAGUUUCUAGGCGAGGACGAGACCCUUCUAAGCGCCAUGUCGCGCGCCGACUUGUGGCUGUAUCAGACAGACAACGUCUUGGAUUUUCCCACGCCCUCCAUGCCCAACAUGAUCCAGGUCGGCGGGUUGAACGUCCGGGAGGUCGUCCCCCUUGCUGCAGACCUGGAAACGUUUGUCCAGAGCUCUGGAGAGGAUGGCGUGGUGGUGGUCAGCUUUGGAUCGAUCGUCAAGACGAUGCCCACAGACAGAGCAGAGGUGUGGGCAGCAGCCCUGGCGAGGCUCCGACAGAAGGUGGUGUGGCGGUACACGGGAGAGAAGCCGGCCGGGCUGGGCACCAACACCAAGCUGAUGGGCUGGCUUCCUCAGAACGAUCUGCUGGGCCAUCCCAAGACCAGAGCCUUCGUCACCCACGCGGGCUACAACGGCGUGAGCGAAGCCCUGCACCACGGCGUGCCGAUGGUUUGCGUGCCGUUUUUCGGGGACCAGCCUUCUAACGCCGCCCGGGUGGUGGCCAGGGGACUAGGGGUGAAGGUGGAGUUCAGCACGGUCACUGCGGACGAGUUGUACCAGGCCAUUCUACAUGUUCUUACCAACAACAGCUACCAAGAGACGGCAGCCCGCCUGUCCCACCUGCACCGUGACCAGCCCCAGUCACCCAUGGAGCGGGCCGUCUGGUGGAUAGAACACGUCAUCAAACAUGGCGGACUACCCCAUCUCCGCGCACGCGCCGUGGAGCUGCCGUGGUACCAGUACCACCUGCUGGACGUGGCCGCGUUCUUGCUGGCCGUCUGUGCAGCUGUGCUAGGUACCGUGUGGUACAGCUGUGCGUUCUUCUGUAGGAAGUGUUGCCGCAAAAGUUCUGACAAAGUCAAACGGCAAUAGGUGAAUGUGAUGUAGUUACAGAUUCGCCAUAGUAAAAACUAUUUUAAUCCGUCUGCAUCGAUGGGUUCCACCGUCUUGGGACAUUUUGAUGUUGACGCCUGCUCUUCAGCAUCUUAUUGGUCAAUCGACAUGUACACUUAUAACGAUGCAGUACUAUCAUGAACUCACGUGUCGGCGCCUCUGUACUGCCGAGUUGCUAGAUACUAAAGGCACAAUCAUGAAAUUCUGGCACAACGCUACAAAAACUCAUAUUAAUUCUGUCUAAUUGCUACGAAAAAUUACUGUUAAAGCGGUCUUCAACAUUCUCUUUCUCCGACUGCAACUACAAGCAACAACAAGUACUGUGAAUAAUGUAUAAGAUGUGAAACUGACGAAAGGUAAUGGAUGAUAUCUGAAACGUCCGUCCGUUUCCAAAGUAAAUUCCGGUGGCUUGAGUAACUUCUUUUGGGGGUGAUGUCCUAACAUGCAUACGUCUUGUGCGUGCGUGUGAGAGGGGUAGCUUUCCAUCAAUAUGUUUUAUCCGUAUGGGGAUAAUCAUUCAUAGUUAGGCCAUGUUGAUUUGAUUAUAUGGAUGACAUCCGCGCUCGCACCAAUUUUUU